Messenger RNA from Cuscuta epithymum, 3373 nucleotides. NCBI's taxonomy places the organism in Eukaryota, Viridiplantae, Streptophyta, Magnoliopsida, Solanales, Convolvulaceae. The record is from the annotation of a GenBank genome assembly.
UUUUUGUGAGAUUGAAAAAGAAAAAAGUAUAUUUUACACGAAAGUCGAGAAAAAUAAAAGUUGGUAGCGUUUGGUUAAAUAAGUGAUUUUUUCUUUAAAAAAACCACAAUCACUUAAAUUAAGAACAUGCAAAUAGAGCCUAAGAAAUUAAGUGCUUGAAUUAAGUCAUUGAGUUGUAAGCCACUCUCGGCUUUUACUAUAAGGCUAUGUGAUCUUUUUCUAAUUUACAUGCAAUGCAAAGUUAUUUUCCAAACAAACAAUGUAAAGUUUUAAUGUGUAAACUAUCAAACAAUAUAUUUAUAUUUUAUAUGCAAAAUAAUCGCGUCCUUACAAUUUAUUUGCAAUCAGUUUACAUGUAAAGUUUAAUGUGCAAAGAGCCAAACACCCAUGUAAGUAUACUACGAAUAUUUGAAUAAAAAAAGUAUACUAGUACUACGAGUAUUUAAUUUUUUUUGAAAACAAAACACUUUCAUUUAUUAUAGAUAUCCUUCCUAAGAAGAGGUGGUACAUCAACCCAUAGACAAUCAAACUCUGAAAUAGCUUGCUCGGCUAGAGCAUUAGUAAUCCUAUUCGCUAAUCCUCGCCAUACUGGGCAGAAAUAUCAGCACUUAAUGUUAUCAUGUGUCUAAUAUCAUUCGCUAACAUCGCAUCAUAGGAGCAACCCCCGAACCCUUCACCUGCUGAACCACAAGCAAAGCGUCUGACUCUAUUAUCACUCGGUGCCACCCUUGUGCCUUUGCCCACUUCACAGCUUCACCAAUUGCUAUGUACACAGUAGUCGUCGCUUGGAGACAUCCAACAAAGCUCUUCCUCAUCCCUCGAAUAAAACUUCCCUCAUCAUCACUAGCAACCAAACAAAUAUCCCUUCUCAUACCGUUUUGACCCAGCGCCCCAUCCACAUUAAUUUUUAUACUGUUUACUCCAUUUGACCUAUUCUCUCUUUUGAGCCAAACUCUUUGUGUUGUUUAUGCACUUCCUUACAACCAUUCAAGACUGUCAUAGUGUCAUGGCUAUUCUCUCAUCCCCUUCCAACCUGCUUUGUGUUUAUUCCAGACGCUAUCAUUUCUAAUUUUCCAUAGGUUCCAACACAUCAUCUUAAAAAUUCACGCCUUCUCUUUCGACAUUCCCCCCAUAACAUUACCCGCCUAGUCCGCCACCGAUCCACCUCCCUCUGUCCCUAGUCAUCUGUUUCUCCACAAGGAUUUAGCUACCAAACAGUCCUGGAGUACAUGUAUGGCCGUCUCCGGGUUCGUCUCGCACAACGGGCAAACAGGGGUCACCGAAAUACGUCUUUGUUGAAGCCUAUCCCUCUUCGACAGGCUAUCCAAACAUGCUUGCCAGAAAAAGACUUUCGCUUUAGGAGGGGUAUCCAGGCCCCACACUCGGGGCCAAAUCGGCCGGACAGUGCGGCCCCGACCAAUGUGAUAGCAUGCCCCUUCUCGGACCACCGGAAUAGCCUCUGAUAAACUUCUCCAAAUCAGAGAAGGGUUACUCCUCACUUCUGCCUCCAAAACUGACUGAUCUACCAUUGAAGGUCGUUCGCUCUCAAAGUUCCUCAAGCAUCGAAAAACAAGUAUUCACAGCCCCUUCCCUUCCCUUAGAUGUGAAGCGAAGCCAAGAACGACUAAUGAGUGCUGAUCCACUCUGAAACCAACUACGUGGGGGUGAAUUUCUUGGGGCGGCUUUCGUCUUCAAGCGUGGAUGUCUUUCUAGGUUUAUCCUAGCCUAUUUUUCCGGCGGCGAGCUUUGCUCCGCUUGGUCCGGCAGUUUUGCUCAAUGAGUAUUAUUAGUUGGAAUUGUCGUGGACUCAGAAAUCCGGAAACAGUGCAACGUUUAGCGGAUAUUGUUCAGGCUCAUCGUCCGUCUGUGAUCUUCCUCAUGGAAACUAAAAUCCGAUGUCAAUGAGCAAAGGAUUUACUACGGGGAUAUGGUUUUGCCCAGUCUGUGGGUGUGGAUAGUGCGGGGCUUAGCGGGGGACUGGUCAUGGGAUGGAAUGAUGAUCUUGAGUUAAAUGUUGUACAAUGACAUGCAAAUGUUAUAGACACUACGGUCAGACUUGCCCCAAAUGAUCAAGUAUGGAGACUCGCCUUUUUCUAUGGAUUCCCGGAUACGGUGCGAAGCAGAGAAGCAUGGGAUCUUCUGACAGGAUUAGGUGAAAAUAAUAACAAGCCUUGGAUGAUUUUAGGUGAUUUUAAUGAUAUUUUAUAUGAUUCUGAAAAGAAGGGGAUCAUCUCUCACCGACUCUGGUGACUCAAAGGCUUUAUGGAGGCGGGGGCAUCAUGUGGGUUAAGGGGUUUCCCCUUUGAUGGAUAUCAGUGGACUUGGGAACGAGGUACUGGUACAAAUUACCAUGUGGAGGAGAAAUUGGAUAGAAUAGUUGUUAAUGAUGACUGGUGGAACAUGUAUACAACGGCACAGGCUCGAUGACAUGUAAGUGAUCAUAUGGUUUAUAUGUGAAAAUUAUUCCUGCAGUCAUGACGCGGAGAGCAAAAAUUUUCAAGUUUGAGAAUAGCUGGUUAAAGGAGGAGGAGUGUCGUACGGUGGUAGCCAAUAGCUGGAGUGCAAGUACUCAUCUCUCGGUCAGUGAGAGAAUUCUUUUUUGUGGAUCCGAGCUUCUGAGAUGGGAUGGUCGGCGUAAGAAGGGGUUCAGACAGCAGAUUCAGGCAUGCAAAAGGCGACUGGCAUGGCUACGCUGUAGAGAUGAUUGGCAAAGCACGAGGGAGUUUUUACAGGUUCGCUCUACACUUUAUUUUUUGUUGGAAAAGGAGAAUCUGUUCUGGAAGCAUAAGGCAAAGGAAUUUUGGCUAAAAGAAGGGGAUAUUAAUUCCUGCUUUUCCCAUAAUGCAGUAAAGAAGAGAUGGCGGAAAAAUAAAUUGGCUGGGCUAAAGCACGCAGAUGGCUCGUGGUGUUCUGACUAGGGAUGGCAAUGGGGCGGGUUUGGGGUGGGGGUACACUCCCCCAUCCCCGCCCCAUGUCUAAAAAGUUCCCCCCAUCCCCGCCCCAUCCCCUGUUACUCCCAGACCCACCCCAUCCCCACCCCACCCCGUUGUCCCCCACGGGUGCCCGCGGGUGCCCCCAUAUAUAUUUAAUUUAUCAUAUUUGCAUAUACUUUUAAUCGAUUCUAAAUAUGUGGUGCGGUUCCAAUGAGAAUGAUGCUUAACGUGAGAACAUCAGAAUACUCACAUUUAAUCCAAUGUGAUACACAAUAGAGCCCUUCUAGUGCACAUUUGGACUUUACUCAAUACAAACUAAUAUAAAUAAUCACGGUGACACUUUUAUAAAUAUUAUGCUUGAUACAAAAAAGUGCAUUGUGCGAGCCCAUUGUGCGUCACAUUGGGGAUAAAUAUGGUGUUCGCACGUUCUCACAUUAAGC